This is a messenger RNA of Choloepus didactylus (southern two-toed sloth), 1930 nucleotides long. RefSeq names its product forkhead box A3 (gene FOXA3). Bases 119 to 1171 code for a protein of 350 amino acids. Gene Ontology annotation, molecular function: DNA-binding transcription factor activity, RNA polymerase II-specific; RNA polymerase II cis-regulatory region sequence-specific DNA binding; protein domain specific binding. The record is from RefSeq and is a predicted model, not a curated record. The transcript has 2 exons. NCBI's taxonomy places the organism in Eukaryota, Metazoa, Chordata, Mammalia, Pilosa, Megalonychidae. Gene Ontology annotation, biological process: cell differentiation; regulation of transcription by RNA polymerase II; anatomical structure morphogenesis.
CCCUGGGCGGUCGGACGGGCGGGCUUUAGUCGGAACUCCCGCCGUAUCCGCUGAGAGACCCGAAAUUCUCCGUUCCCUGGGACCAGAGCGGGGGCAGGUGGGGGCGCAAGCCCCGGGGAUGCUGGGCUCGGUGAAGAUGGAAGCCCACGACCUGGCCGAGUGGAGCUACUACCCCGAGGCGGGCGAGGUCUAUUCCCCGGUGACCCCAGUGCCCACUAUGGCCCCCCUCAACUCGUACAUGACUCUGAAUCCUCUGAGCUCUCCCUACCCCCCCGGGGGGCUUCCCGCCUCACCGCUGCCCUCAGGACCCUUGGCGCCCCCGGCUUCCGCCACCCCCCUGGGGCCCACCUUCCCAGGCCUGGGCUCCAGCAGCGGCGCAGGCGGCAGCUCGGGGUACCCGGGCCCGGGCCCGGGGCUGGUGCACGGGAAGGAGCUGCCGAAAGGGUACCGGCGGCCCCUGGUCCACGCCAAGCCGCCCUAUUCCUACAUCUCGCUCAUCACCAUGGCCAUCCAGCAGGCGCCGGGCAAGAUGCUGACGCUGAGCGAGAUCUACCAGUGGAUCAUGGACCUCUUCCCCUACUACCGGGAGAACCAGCAGCGCUGGCAGAACUCCAUCCGCCACUCGCUCUCCUUCAACGACUGCUUCGUCAAGGUGGCGCGCUCCCCGGACAAGCCGGGCAAGGGCUCCUACUGGGCCCUGCACCCCAGCUCAGGCAACAUGUUCGAGAACGGCUGCUACCUGCGCCGCCAGAAGCGCUUCAAGCUGGAGGAGAAGGUGAAGAAGGGCGCGGGCCCCUCCACCGCCAGGAACGCGGCAGGCGCGGCCUCGUCCACCCCCGCGGCCUCCGCCACGGUCACGGUCACGUCCCCGCCGCCCCCGCCCCCUCCCUCCGAGCCUGAGGCCCAGGGUGGGGAAGACGUGGGGGCUCUGGACUGUGGCUCGCCCCCGUCCUCCACACCCUAUUUCACGGGCCUGGAGCUCCCCGGGGAGCUGAAGUUGGACGCGCCCUACAACUUCAACCACCCGUUCUCCAUCAACAACCUGAUGUCGGAACAGACGCCAGCGCCUCCCAAACUGGACGUGGGGUUUGGAGGCUACGGGGCUGAGAGUGGAGAGCCUGGGGUCUACUACCAAGGGCUUUAUUCCCGCUCCUUGCUUAAUGCAUCCUAGCAGGGUGGGGGCAGGAGCUUGGUGGUGGGGGGGUUAUGGCUGUAGCUCACACCAUCAGGCUCUUGUGGCCUGACCCUCUUGGUGGACACUUUGCUCGUCUCAUUGGUUGACAUCUUGGUUGGUCUCUUGCUUACUGUGAUGACUGCCAUCUCCUUGGGCAUCCUGUCGAUCCUUGGGUACAGUGAUAACCUCCAUUGACAUCUUGGUUGGCCCACUGGGUGCCAUGAAGACCACCAUGUUGAAUAACAUCAUUGGUUGAUCCAUAGGGUGCUUUGAUGGCCGCCAUCUGGGGUGACAUCUUGGUUGGCCCAUUGGGUGCUGUUAUGUCCAUUUUCUUGGACCUUUGGGUGUGAUGGUGAUAUUAUUUCUAUUACAUCUUCUUUGACCCAGUGGGUGCCAUGGUCACUUCUUUUCAGGUGGACUUCUCAGCACAGUUGACGAACAUCUUUUUUGGCCCAUUGGGUGCUAUCAUGGCCACCAUAUUGGCUGGCCGAUAUAAGAGGUGUACCACUGUGCACCAUGACAGCCACCACAGCCCCUGUAUUGGGUGGCCAUGUCCUUAUUCUCUCCUUGGCGUGGGUUGGGUGGGGGAUGAAGAUGGGAAUGCUUCUUGGUUUUCUGUGGAACCCACUGCCCUUCUCUGGUUGGAGGACCCAGAAAGGGCUCAGGUCUGGGGAAUUUCUACUGAAGUCUGGUUCUUGCCUCCGGAGCAGGAUACUGGCUGUAUUUGACCAUUAAAGGCACCAUUUCCGCCUCUUA